AUGGACCCAUUUAAUCCUUCUCAACAGGCUGCGGCUCCUCCUCCUCCUACUCCAGCAACUCCUCAAACACUCCCUACAGGUUCUUCUUCUUCUUCAUCAUCAUCAUCAUCAACAACCUCUAGCGCAACAACAACCCCAGACACCCCCUCCUUUGCUCAAACACUUUUCCUUCACAAUAAUUCAAAGCAAUCCAAAUCUCCCAGCAUUGCUUCCUCUCCAUCGGCAACUUCUCUAGUUUCUACUUCUUCUUCAGGAUCCACUGCUGCUGAUCCAGAUUCUCAGAUUUUCAAAUCAUCAUCAUCAUCAUCAUCAUCCCCCUCUCUCACCCCAACAACUGACCCUACGGAACUUAUUCGCCGUAGAGAAGAAUUAACAAAAUCUCGUCAUUACCAUGAACUUAACGUCCCAUUACCACCUGUUCCUGGAAACUCUGAAUCUCGCAGAACUCCUCGUCAAGAAGUCGUUUCUGUCACUGAAUCUCUUCUUGAUGAAUAUGAUGAUGAUGAUAAUGAUGAUAAUGAUGAUGACGCAAUGAGUGUCGGAGACGUGUACACUACACCAAGUUCUAAAAAUAAUAAUGACUCUCGAGCUCCACCAGUCCCUCCAAAAGAUGACGAGUUUCUGCGGCUGGCUCCGCGAACCUCACGCGUGGAACCUUUGGCAUAUGUGGACACUACUGCGCCUCGUCCAACAAGUAACCACUACAUUCCCUUUUACCAUACCCAGCGCGUUAACGACGGCCAUGAAGACUCAGUAGUGCGUGAGACCACUCAGCAAGUAUUUGGUGGAGUCAAUGGCAAUGGUGGUUACACUUCAUACACACAAAUGUACGAUAUGGAUCAUCCCAUAAAGGGCAAUGGAGGUCAUCGUGGUAGUGUUGAUAGUCAGAAUAGUGGUUCAAUCGGUAGCGAUGAUUUGAUUGUACUAGAAGAAGAUGAAGAAGCUGCGCGGCAGCGUAGGAAACAUUGGAAUGGAGAAGUGGGUGCUGGGGCUGCAACCGCAGGCGGUAAUGGCAGCCGAAGUUCAAGAAGAAGCCAGCGGCAUCGAAACAGUGCAAACGUUAAAAGUAACAAUAGUAUCAUUUUUGGUCAAAACUUUCGGUCUGGCUCCCAAGUUUAUUUCCCUACAUCUCAUGCAGAUGUUAGAAACAGCAGUGGCCACUUGUCGCUAACAAGCCGCAAUACUUUUUUCGAUUCUGCCAGUAGCAUGAAACGUUCACCAUCUCCUCCCCUCCCAGACUUGCCCUUAGGUGCUAUGCCAGUCAAUAACAAUAAUAACAAUAAUAAUAAUAAUAAUAAUAAUAAUAAUAAUAACAACAAUCGGUUUGCUUUAGGACCAGGGCUUGAAGCUUCAUCUCAUAAUCACCGUCCGUCCAAUAUUGCUAAAGCAACUUUUUGGCGCCGCUGGGCUAAACGACCUCUACUUGUUUACCUUCUAACAGCUAUUCAGGUCAUUGUUUUUUUAGCAGAGUUUAUUAAAAUGGGCGUACUUACUGGCUCUCCUGUGGCCACUCAGCCCUCGUUUAACCCCAUGAUUGGGCCUUCGGCAUAUGUUCUCAUCAAUAUGGGUGCUCGAUUCACACCAUGCAUGCAUGCUAUUUCAGGCAUCACAGAUGAUCCCACGCUACGGUUCCCAUGUCCAAAUUCAACAACCACCGAAACCAAUGUAUGUUCGCUUGCAGAGCUCUGUGGCAUGGGCGGCGUUGGGAUUUCGUCUGCACAGGAAAUGGCAGAGGCCAUUGCAGCCGGCUCGUCGCCAAGUGCACCUCACCAGUGGUGGCGUUUCAUUACACCAAUCUUUCUGCAUGCUGGACUUGUACACUUGGGCUUUAACAUGUUGCUGCAAAUUAAGUUAGGUGCAGACUUAGAGAAUGCCAUUGGUCAUAUCCGCUUUUUCCUAGUAUACUUUAUUGCUGGUAUUGGCGGGUUUUUGCUUGGCGGGAACUUUACACCCAACGGCAUUGCGUCUUCUGGAGCUUCUGGGUCCCUUUUCGGACUUAUUGCGCUAGAUCUCCUGGACCUUCUUUUCAACUGGAGCACAUAUGAGAACCCUCGCCGCAUGUUAUUUUUCCAUAUUGUUGAGAUUGUCAUUUCCUUUGUCAUUGGGUUACUUCCAGGUCUUGAUAACUUUUCACAUAUUGGUGGAUUUGUUAUGGGCUUACUUAUGGGUACUGCAGUUCUCAAGUCUCCACGCACACUUCGUCGUCGUAAACGUGAUCAUUUACGCCAACUUUCACAAAAUGAUAAAGCUUUAUUAAUUCAAAGACAAUUACAGCUGAAACAGAUGCGAGAACAGCAACAACAGCAACAGCAACAACCUGAGUACGAUGAUGUAUCGCUGACGACGUUCCGGGAAUUUACCGAGAAUGCGCCAGUCGGAUCUCAUCGUCAUCAUUUCCAUGGCUCACAACAACAACAACAACACCCAGGUGGAAUAGUAGAAGAAACUACAAGUUCAGGGUUUAGAGAUUACAAAACCACAACAAGUCCAAGUAAAACCCCAUUUACUGAAAAUACGUUUCGCUCGCCAUUUGCUGAUGAGAAUGAGAUUCCCUCUUCUUCGUCUCCUUCACAAAACCCCUUUGACACAGCCUCUGUAUUAUCUGGAGGAUCAUCAUCACCUCCUCCCCCUCUUCCUCUUCCACUAACUUCUGCUACUGACUCUCAACAAGGAAACUCAAGAACAAUGCACAAUACUAAUACAGGGCUUGCACGAUAUGAUCCGAGACAUAUGGUACGUCAACGUCCUGCAUCAUGGUAUACAUGGGGACUCGUACGUGCCGCUUGCUUGGGACUGGUAAUUGCAUACUACAUUGGAUUGUUGGUAAACUUUGCUCACGGUGGUGGUCAUUGCACUUGGUGUAAGUACCUGAGUUGUUUACCUGUCAAUGGGUGGUGCGAUACUGGUGAUAUUACAACCUCUUCUUCGUCAUCAGGUGUUCUUGGUCCUGUUUUAUUGUAUGCAGUACGAGUUAUCAUGGAACGUUUAGUGUAA
Molecule: messenger RNA, 2994 nt
Organism: Magnusiomyces paraingens
Lineage: Eukaryota; Fungi; Ascomycota; Dipodascomycetes; Dipodascales; Dipodascaceae
Exons: 1
Coding region: 1-2994 (997 amino acids)
Biological process (GO): proteolysis
Cellular component (GO): membrane
Molecular function (GO): serine-type endopeptidase activity
Source: RefSeq, a predicted model, not a curated record